AUGACGCUCGUUCUCAACAAACUUAACCAAGACAUACUCGACAGGAUAUUCCUGCACUUUGACGAUUUCGCGACUCUGUCAGCGGCCAUACGCACCUGCGAGGCGUUCUACAACGUCUUCUGCUCGCGCCCCAAGUCUAUCUUGAAUGCUAUUGCGGCGAACAUCAUCAAGUAUGAGCUUCCGGCCGCACGCAGGCUGGCGAGGGAGAUGAUGUAUAGGAAGCUGUACACCGUGGAAGGCAGUGACUCGGAGGACGAGUUGGAUCUGCCUAGUGAGAGGAGCUACAUGCGAAUGCUCAUGAGCAGGCGAGAGGCCCAUGAGAUUUGCCAUAAUGCACGGGUCGUGCGGCAUCUGGAGGGUCUCUUCAGUCUUAGGUUCUGGCUUUAUUGCCUUGUGUUCGAGAUACACGAUGACGAGGAGGCGUGUGACCCCGUCAACAGUAUGGAGCAUCUAAAUGCUUACUCCACUCUUGAGUUGUUUGAGAUUCAUAGGGUAGCUAAAUUUCUUGUGGAACUUAUCGCUUGGACGGCCAGUGUAGAAGAGAAUAUCCCGGUGCACUCGCCCCAGCUAGCGGAUGAGGUCAGAGUACUUGUCUCGGCGGGGCCCAAGCACAUUCUCAAGGACUUCAAACACUGUCGGCUGAAUAGAACGAUGUCGGCCAUGGGCCCGAGUCAUUUUUGGAGGGCAUUUGACAUGGUCAUGGCCAAGCGCGAUCUCGACAAGGUCGCAUGUGAGAGUGGCUCGUCCAGAGCGAUUGUUAGUGGGGUUGUUGGCGACAAGGACCGCUGCUGUCGAUGCUUAGAUGUUCAAGGACUCAAUCUCUGGGGAGCGGCCAACUGGCGGUGGAUGCGUGCCACGAUCGACCUGGCGACCAUCCUCCAGUCGCUUGGCGGACAGCUGUUUGGGAAUUGGCACGAGACGCGGUUGAUACUCGCACACCUGGACGGGCGCACGAGCGCACAGUACGCUGAGAUGGUCGGGGAGAUGUUUGACCUGCCUAGCGAGGGGCCCGCGCUGCAAAAGGAUGGAUGGUUCCGCCUGUGGUGGAUUGAGUACAAGCGGAAGAGUGCGUCUGCAUGUCUAUUUUCUGGGUGGUUCGUAUUUAUCACUAACAGAACGUCCGUUUGGCAGCUGGAAUUCCACUACGACCUGACUGCAUUCACGGCUAUGACUGCUCGUUACAAUACCGGGAUGUACAUGCGUUUGGUUUCAAUGGAUUUCCCAGACGCAAUUUGCCGGUCGGCGAUAAUCUCUUUCGGUCAGUGGGAGUUAAAGAAUGACUUCUUCAGGGUGAAGCUCCACGGGGCUCCGUGGUUGAGCAUCUUUCUCAACUACGGCAUACAAGGGAACGUGGGUGGCGUCUAUGUAACACCAUCCUUCUGGUCAAGCACCGUGUGCAACGAAAAGCAGAACUUGGAUCAAGACCACUGCAAAUUCAUCCAAACGCACUUCAAUAAUAAGAUCAUCCGUGGAUACCCCGUCGCAGAAUUCGCCGAGGCGGUAUGGGGCUACAACUGCGAAUCAAUUCCGCCGCCAGUCGGCUCUGCAUGCUAUAUCAUCCCUCACGACCUGGCCAAUUCGUACUGUACCUCUAGUGAACGCGAAGCAUUCACCCACCUUGCUUCAAUCAUGCAAACCCUCAUCGAGCAAAUACUCCCCGGAGGAGGCACGUUGGAGGGCCGACCACGCGCUUAUGUGCGAAACGCACGCCACAUUCGUGAUAAUAAGAUGGUUGCCAGUCAUGCCGUCCGCCCAGACGUCGCAUGGUCGACUCGUGAAAGGCCUGAGAGUGACUGUUGGCGAUCAUCUUGGCGAUCCUGCCUGGCGUUCGGGGAAAUACGUAGAGGACAACUAAAUCCGCUUGCACUCUCUCAAGACAUAGAGAUCAGGUCUGGUCAAUCUAGACAACCAAUGAAGACUGGUAGCUCUUUGUCGGGUUGCGAUAAUUCUCCCUCUGCUCGCGGUUUCAGCUCGGAGUCCACGAAGAGAAAGCGAUUCUCGAAUGACAUGAACAAUUUGGGCCCAAAGCGACAUUGUUUCCUCCACAGCGAACAUCUUUCUGGCAUCUCCCAGUCGCGCCUGGACACGACACCUCUGCAUCGUGAUGAAGAGCUUGCAGCUCGAUAUGUUAUGGAGAUGAUGAAUCGUACCCUACGGUCGUUCGCGUCCGGCUUCUCAGUCAAUGGCACGCAAAUGACGCUGUGGUACGCGGACCGCGUGGGAGUGGUGCUCUCUGCACCAUUUGACUUGUUUCAGCAACCCGAAUUACUUGUUCUCGUGUUGGCCGCCCUCGGCUCAGCGGACCUCACCAAAUUGGGCUUCAACCCAUUUUUCGAAUUCCCGGACCCAGCGUUUAGGCCGUACGGCGAGCGCAUGGUGUUGCCAGCAGAUCUUGUGCACGAUGCAGAAGAUUAUAGUCGGAACGCCGGUGGGAUGAGACUCAACGACUCCACAAUAGGGCAAAGCACGAGUAUCUACGCUAUCAAAGCUGCUGGAAAGGCUAGAGUGCUGUUUGGUGCCGGCGAUCUGGCAGUAAAGGUAUCCUGGCCCCCUUCGAGUGAAAAGGUGUCGGAACAUGCGAAGCUCGCCGUAGUGCGUCGCCGUAUGCGCGAGAAGGCGCCGCGCUAUCUGCGCCUUCUGGUGCUCAAGGCGUAUAUGCAGUUGCAGUUCAUCAGCAGCAUCGAGGAGUUCAAGACUGUGUACAUCGAUGUUGUUCGUGCCCACUACUGGGUAUUUGAGAAGGCUCAGGUCCUCCACGGCGACAUCAGUGAAGGCAACGUCAUGUUUUACAGGGAGGCAGGCCGGACCUCCGGUGUUCUGGUUGACUGGGAUCGAGCGACUUAUAGGAAUACCCAUGACGAAGCCCAUGAUGAUUUGGAAGAUGUAGACCUCGACAUAGAGUCCCGGCCCACCAAGAUAAGACGAGUCGAUGUACCGUUGAUAUGGGGAACACCAAUUUUCAUGGCAAUUGCACUGCAACGUCCUAGCGGCCGGCCACUCCCUCGCUAUCAUCACGAUUUAGAGGCGUUCUUCUGGCUGCUCGUUUGGUUCUGUACCUCGUUCCAACCCGGGGAGACCGCAUUUCACUCGGCUAGCUGGUGCAACAGCAGCAGAGACGAGGAACUUGGGCUGAACAAGAAAACGAUGCUGGAAGACGAUGCGUACUGGGCGUCAGAGACUGCCGCCGCUGAUGAGCCUUACGGAAAGCUCCUCAAAGAAUGGGCACUACCGCUCCGCGAACCGUUUGCCCUGGCCACGAACCUAUCAGACAAAAUCUACACGUUGCGUGGAUGCAUCGACGAUGCACAAAGUUGUGGCCGAUGGCUUGCGGCCAGAAACCUAGCUAAAGACUUGAAAUCCAGAAUCGAGGAACGCAAGGACGCGAUAUCGUACGAAAAGUUCUUGGCCAUCUUAGGUGCACCGACGGAUAUUGCUGCGUAA
Messenger RNA from Postia placenta MAD-698-R-SB12, 3441 nucleotides. RefSeq lists its product as hypothetical. The record is from RefSeq and is a predicted model, not a curated record. NCBI's taxonomy places the organism in Eukaryota, Fungi, Basidiomycota, Agaricomycetes, Polyporales, Adustoporiaceae. The coding region runs from base 1 to 3441 and encodes 1146 amino acids. The transcript is spliced from 13 exons.